AUGAGGACAGAAAAAAGUCAGAGGGGAGGGAUGACUAGUCUACGCAUGAGAUGCUAUCAUCAGAGAAGGAAUUAUACAAUGACCCAACUAUUUCUCAUAUUUCUACUGAUGUUUAAAACAGGGUCUCUUGCUAAGAUCAGCCAGAGUGAUGCCUUAAAGACUUUCCUGCCUGGAGACAGAGUUCAUUUGGAAUGCCUCAUAUCAGAAGAAGAUGGCAACUACUACAUCUGGAUCAAGAUGAUAAUAGGACGAGCCCCAGUAACGAUGCUGUCUCUUUACACUCACUCCAACACUGCAAAGUUGUUUGGAGAGUUUAACAACAGCACCCGGUUUAUGGCAACUAAGAGUGGAACCAGUUUUGUGCUGACUAUUUCAGAUGCUAGACCAUCAGAUAUGGGGAUGUAUUACUGUGCUGCACGCGAUUAUGAUGCCAUGACCUUCGGGAAGGGUGUGUUUCUGAUGUAUGGGGGUGCAGAUUCCAGGAACCAGCAUCUUACUCAGCAGUCUGUGUCUGAGUCAGUCCAGACAGGAGACUCUGUGACUCUGAACUGUACAAUACACACUGAGACCUGUGCAGGAGAACACAGUGUCUAUUGGUUUAGACAUGGCUCAGGAGAAUCCCGUCCAGGAAUCAUUUACACCCAUGGAGACAGGAGUGAUCAGUGUGAGAAGAGCCCUGAUGCUGGGUCUCCUACACAGAGCUGUGUCUACAACCUCCCCAAGAGGAACCUCAGCCUCUCUGAUGCUGGGACUUACUACUGUGCUGUGGCCUCAUGUGGGGAGAUACUGUUUGGGAACGGAACAAAGCUGGAUGUUGGAGGUCCUAGCCCUGCUGAUCUGGUGGACCCCAAGCUCCUGGCUUUAAUCGUGUCCAACAUCUUGAGCUUGAUGGCCAUCGUUGUCCUCCUCAUCUGUAUGAGAAGGAGGAAAGGUUUGCCUCAACAGCCUCAAAGUAGUGUUACAGCCCCUUCCUGUCCUGAAAAUGAGAGAGACGAGGGAGAGGAGCUGAACUAUGCUGCCAUGAGUUUCUCCUCGAGGAAGACCAAGAGGAGAGCAGAACCAGAGAGACAGACCAGAGAGAGAGACAUGAAUGUGGUUUACUCUGGGGUGAGAGGUCAUCAUGAGUGGAACUGGGAUUCAUGAUUUAUAAUGCAAUAGUUUCAUAAUGCACUUUUUAAAUGCCAUUUAGAGUGCAUUGUAAAAGUAAUAUGCUGUGAACAUAAUUAACUGAAA
This is a messenger RNA of Coregonus clupeaformis (lake whitefish), 1233 nucleotides long. RefSeq lists its product as uncharacterized. Lineage: Eukaryota; Metazoa; Chordata; Actinopteri; Salmoniformes; Salmonidae. The transcript has 7 exons. Bases 1 to 1143 code for a protein of 380 amino acids. The record is from RefSeq and is a predicted model, not a curated record. Gene Ontology annotation, biological process: response to bacterium.